Neocloeon triangulifer is the source of this 2280-nucleotide messenger RNA. It is a transcript of the gene fzr, whose product is annotated as fizzy-related protein homolog. NCBI's taxonomy places the organism in Eukaryota, Metazoa, Arthropoda, Insecta, Ephemeroptera, Baetidae. The transcript has 9 exons. Bases 155 to 1855 code for a protein of 566 amino acids. Gene Ontology annotation, molecular function: protein binding; ubiquitin ligase activator activity; anaphase-promoting complex binding. Gene Ontology annotation, cellular component: anaphase-promoting complex. Gene Ontology annotation, biological process: positive regulation of anaphase-promoting complex-dependent catabolic process; positive regulation of ubiquitin protein ligase activity; anaphase-promoting complex-dependent catabolic process. The record is from RefSeq and is a predicted model, not a curated record.
UGUUGGGCACAAUGGAAACCAGUGUUUAUUUGGCAACAACAAUGUGCAUUUGAAGAGAAAUUCUUUUCAUUUUUCCUCCCUUCGUCACUUUCCUCCGGAGGUUGUGCACUCAAGACCUUUCUCAAGUGCCACUGCGACGACUGAACCAUUAAAAAUGCCGAUCCAGAAGCGCGGCGACAAGAUGAAUCAGCUCUUCGAAAGGCGUCUGAUGAUGCACGUAGCCCCCGUCCAGCAGCAGCCGCAACCUCAGCAGUCGUACUCGAGGAACCUGCAAUUCUCGGCCAUGAGGAACGUCGCCGUGAGAAACCUGGAGCGGGACUUCGACGCCGAGAACGAAAACUCGUACAACAACAGCGGCGAAAACUUCACGAGUCCACCGAAUUUUGUGGACAACGAGGAGCAGCUUCGCGGCCAGUCCCGACAACUCACCUCCGUGGUCACAAUGUGGUCCAGCAGUUCCUAUUCGGCGUCGCCCAACAAGGCGUCCCCCAAGCAGGACGUCUACAGCGACAGAUACAUCCCUUUCAGGCAGGGCAACAACUGGGAGACCAAAUUUCCCAUGAUUUCGGACGAGCUGGCCAGCCAGGACAACAACAGGAAUGGUUUGAGCCCGAAGAGGAGCAAGGAGAGUGACGGAAGCAAGGACGGAGCAGCGUACACUUGUCUACUGAAAAAUGAGCUUUUAGGCACGGAAAUUGAUGACGUGAAAGCGCAGACUGAUAACAAGAAGCAGACGGGGCCAACCGAAACAAACAACCUCUUUAGGUAUAAGUCACCGAGGAAGAAUUUCCUCAUCAACGACAGCAACUCGCCAUACUCCCUCUACCCUGUCAGUCCAAAGAGUCAAAAGCUGUUGUGCUCGCCUCGAAAAGCAACCAGGAAAAUAUCACGGAUCCCCUUCAAAGUACUGGACGCGCCUGAGCUGCAGGACGAUUUUUAUCUCAACCUGGUCGACUGGUCGUCUCAGAACGUUCUGAGCGUCGGCCUCGGCAGCUGCGUCUAUCUGUGGUCGGCUUUCACUAGCCAAGUCACAAGACUCUGUGAUCUCUCCAGCGACACAAACUCAAUCACAGCCGUCGCAUGGAACCAAAGGGGAAAUCUGGUUGCGGUGGGAACGAAUCAUGGAUACGUUCAAAUUUGGGAUGUUGCGGCCAACAAGCAAAUCAACAAAUUGCAAGGCCACUCCGCCCGUGUUGGUGCCCUCGCUUGGAACGGCGAAGUCCUCUCCUCCGGCAGCAGGGACAGAGUCAUACUGCAAAGAGACGUCCGAACGCCAUGCCUUAUUCCCGAAAGAAAGCUGGUCGGCCACAGACAAGAGGUGUGCGGCUUGAAGUGGUCACCCGACAACCAGUAUCUUGCCUCUGGAGGCAACGACAACAGGUUGUAUGUGUGGAACCUCCAUUCCCUUCAGCCAGUCCAAACCUACUCGGAGCACUUAGCAGCUGUGAAAGCAAUCGCCUGGUCACCGCAUCACCACGGCCUGCUGGCUUCUGGUGGUGGCACGGCAGACAGAUGCAUCAGGUUCUGGAACACCCUCACUGGCCAGCCUAUGCAGUGCGUCGACACCGGCUCUCAAGUGUGCAACCUGGCCUGGUCAAAGCACUCUUCAGAAUUGGUGAGCACCCACGGCUACUCACAGAACCAGAUACUCGUUUGGAAGUACCCAAGUCUGACCCAGGUGGCCAAGCUGACUGGUCACUCGUACCGAGUGCUCUACCUGGCCAUGUCUCCGGACGGAGAGGCUAUUGUGACUGGAGCGGGAGACGAAACUCUCAGGUUCUGGAAUGUUUUCAGCAAAGCAAGGUCACAGAAAGAGAACAAAUCUGUGCUUAGUCUAUUUAACAACAUCCGAUGAGUGCCCUGAUUUCCCAAAUCAUACAUUUCCUGGAGGAAGUGUUCCCCGUCGUUUCAAUAGUUAUCAUCUACCUGCGGUUUUUUUUGCAUAUUUUCGCAACAUAUUGCGUGAUCGGUUGCUGCUCGUUUUGCGGAAAGAGGUUUUAUUGUCUAUAUUAUAUUCCAACUUCUAUGUACAUUUGCUAUCAGAAAAAGAGAAUCUUUAUUAUUUCGCAUAUUAUGCUAUUUUACGUUUACUGUGAUGUGUGCUCGAAGAGUCUGUAGAUGAUUUAAUAAAUGUACAUAAUUCAAAUUGUUCCGAAUGCCUGCUCACAAAACGACAGGCUGUAUAAUUUGUGGGGAGUUAAGUUGAAUAAGAAAACAAAAAAAAGUAAUGUAAUUGAGUUGCUAAAUAAAUAAACCAUUGUCAAAAAGGGAUAAAAAUUA